UGACUCUUAGAUGGAGCCCAGAAGCCUUAUUGAGGACCUGCAGUAGAGGUGCAACCCAUGACUGGCAGUGCAAAAACAGUGAUAACAGCUGAGCUCCAAGCAGAGACCCGGGACUUUGCCUCACCACAUACAUAAUUCUUCCCUGCAACACCUCUACCAAGCUGCCCAGUAAAUCAACAUGAGUCGCCACAGCACCAGCAGUGUGACUGAAAUCACACCAAAGAACAUGUUCUGGGGCAGUGAACUCAAUCAGGAAAAACAGACUUGCACCUUUAGAGGCCAAGGCGAGAAGAAGGACAGCUGUAAACUCUUGCUCAGCACGAUCUGCCUGGGGGAGAAAGCCAAAGAGGAGGUGAAUCGUGUGGAAAUCCUCGGCCAGGAAGACAGAAGACCCCCAAUCACUAUUGCCACGCUGAAGCCCUCUGUCCUACCCAUGGUCUCAGUGUCAGGCAUAGAGCUUUCUCCUCCAGUGACUUUUCGGCUCAGGACUGGCUCAGGACCCGUGUUCCUCAGUGGCCAGGAAUGUUAUGAGACCUCAGACCUGGCCUGGGAUGAUGAUGAGGAAGAAGAGGAGGAAGAGGAGGAGGAAGAGGAGGAUGAGGAGGAUGCAGAUCUAUCACUAGAAGAGAUACCCGCCAAACAAGUCAAAAGGGUGGCUCCCCAGAAGCAGAUGAGCAUAGCUAAGAGAAAGAAGGUGGAAAAAGAAGAGGAGGAAGCAGCAGUGAGGCCCAGCCCUCAGGACAAGAGCCCAUGGAAGAAGGGGAAAUCUACACCCAAACCUAAGAAGCCCGCGUCCAAGAAAUGAGCUCAUCUUAGCAUCUUCUGUGUCCAAGGCAGGAUGUCCACCAGCUGUGCUCUGGUGCAGGUGUCCAGCCCCACCACCUUAGUCUAAAUGUAGUAAAGUGUCGUAAGAGCUCUGCAGCCCAGCCCUCCAGUUUCCAGAGGCUCUUGACGAAGAAGCCCCAAGCAAGCGUGCUUGCUUGGGGCCACAAUAAAAUUUGCAUGAUCA
This is a messenger RNA of Mastomys coucha (southern multimammate mouse), 1009 nucleotides long. It is a transcript of the gene Npm2, whose product is annotated as nucleophosmin/nucleoplasmin 2. The coding region runs from base 179 to 805 and encodes 208 amino acids. Gene Ontology annotation, molecular function: histone binding; chromatin binding; RNA binding. Gene Ontology annotation, biological process: positive regulation of DNA replication; chromatin remodeling. The record is from RefSeq and is a predicted model, not a curated record. The transcript is spliced from 9 exons. NCBI's taxonomy places the organism in Eukaryota, Metazoa, Chordata, Mammalia, Rodentia, Muridae. Gene Ontology annotation, cellular component: nucleoplasm; cytoplasm; nucleolus.